GCCGGGAAUAGCGCCUGCGCGAAAAUCUGAGCUGCCCCCAUGUUACUGAGAGUCUGCGGCUAGCGCUCUACUGGCUGAGCUGGGCAGCGACUCCCCUGCCAGGGGGCGCCAUCCUACCACACAGCUCCCAGUAAAUGGAUGAGACCUUGGAUGCUGUAGCAGGUUCAGUCUGGUUUUCCAUACUGGAUAUUAAAAGUGAUACUGAAAAAGGGGAAACAAAGGGAAGCUGCAAGAGCGGUCAUGAGCCCCUCUUCAGCAGGGUGCGUCAUUUCCAGUGCCUGGAGCAGCCAGCAGAGAGCCUGGUCGUUGGCUGGGGCCUCUGCGCCCAGCUGCUGCUUGACUCUGCUCAGACCCGUUCCUGGCGACAGCAGCCUAACUUUAGCCUCAUGCUUCCACACAGCCCAUUCAUCCCUGGGAGGAGACUGACAACCCCACAGCCCCUUACCUGCUGGUCGCAUGGUCCCGAGAUGAGCCUACCCUGGCCCCCUCCCUUGACAUGGGCUGUAUGCAGUCUGGGAGGAGCUGGGCCGGCUUCUCUUUCUGCUCCCACCAGCCAGGGAGCAGCAGGCUGGGCGGGGAGUGGGGGGGAGGGAGGACUGAAUGCACUUCCUAGAGGCCACAAUGCCAGCUCCGCAGGAAGCCCCCAGCCACUGCAGCAGCUGUUGCCCAGGGUUAACCCUGCUGGCCCCAGCCUGCAGCUGAAUGCCUUUCCAAGCCCCUCCACUGGGAUCCACCCCCUGCCCGCCGGGGCUCACAUCGCCCCUGAGCUCCACAGAGAGAGCUGCUGCAGGCCCUCUCUUCAUCCCUCCACCACCAACCGGACUUUUAACAUCCCAGUGCUGACCAGAGCUGCCAGGGUCCCUUUUUGACCAGACAUUCCAGUUGAAAACAGGACACCUGACAACCCUAGGCUGGGGACACCCAUGGGCAUAGUUUGAGGAAACAGGGAGGACAUUGCCCCCCAAAGAGAGGCGAGGUGCCACUGCUCUCCCACCCCCAUUUGUGUGAGCACAGAGCUGCCCAGAUGAGGGAAGGUGCCGCUCCAGCUUGCUAACUCUGCAGCUGUCAUCCCUUUGGCAACAGCAGCAGCAGGGGCUUCCCAUUAAGCAGGUCCAGUGAGAGCCCCCCGUACCCAGACCCUCACCCCACUAAGAUCCAGACAGCUGCACCCAGACUCCCCAGCUGAGCGCCCCACACCCAAACCCUCUCUGCUGAGCCCCAUCCCCCCCAACCCAGAUUCCCACCCCAGAGCCCCAACCACUUCACCUGGACCCCGCUGCAGAGUUCCAUUGCCCCUAUACCUGGACCACCCUGAUGAGCCAUCUGCACCCAGACUCCCACCUCACUUCCCCAGCACCCAGAACCCCCAGCUGAGCCCCCCACACCCAAACCCUCUCUGCUGAGCCCCAUUCCCCCACACCCAGACCCCCCGCACUGAGCCCCAACUACUUCACCUAGAUCCCUCUGCAGAGUCCCAUUCCCCUGCACCUGGAACCCCACAAAGAGCCCCUGUGCAUCCAGAUCUCCCAUUGAGCUGCCUGCACCCAGACUGCCCCACACAGAACCCUCACACAUGGAUCUCCUCUCAUUAAGUCUCUCCACUCUUGGAUCCUGCUGGGCAGAGCCUGCCUGCCCAAAUUUGGUGCACCUGGCAUGGAGGGGUAGGACCCUGAGGUGUUUCUGGGUCAGGCCCAGCCCUUGCUCUGUGUCAGCAUUAGGUGCAGCCUCCCUGCCAAAGUCCCUGUCCCCGCGGUGGAGUGGGAGGGGGGUUGCAGGGUGAU
Mauremys mutica (yellowpond turtle) is the source of this 1781-nucleotide messenger RNA. It is a transcript of the gene SPCS3, whose product is annotated as signal peptidase complex subunit 3. The transcript has 4 exons. Gene Ontology annotation, cellular component: membrane; signal peptidase complex. Gene Ontology annotation, biological process: protein targeting to ER. The record is from RefSeq and is a predicted model, not a curated record. The coding region runs from base 135 to 869 and encodes 244 amino acids. Lineage: Eukaryota; Metazoa; Chordata; Testudines; Geoemydidae.